This is a messenger RNA of Amyelois transitella, 1869 nucleotides long. RefSeq names its product leucine-rich repeat-containing protein 40 (gene Sclp). The coding region runs from base 372 to 1016 and encodes 214 amino acids. The record is from RefSeq and is a predicted model, not a curated record. The transcript is spliced from 4 exons. Gene Ontology annotation, molecular function: protein binding. Lineage: Eukaryota; Metazoa; Arthropoda; Insecta; Lepidoptera; Pyralidae.
UCGAGCGCAAAACGUCCCUUUGUCGCAGGACAUGAUGUUGAUCUCAAUGCAUUUUCCGGGUUUUCGCGAGCCAAGAUAAUUGCGUAGCAGACGGAGCGAGCGAGAAGAUCAUUUGUUGUUGUUGUGUUCUCUCUCCCGCACCACGCUUCUUUGUUUGGUACGAUAUAAAGGCUGGUCUUGAACGCGGCGCUCGAAUUUAACAGAGUGCUGCCGUACGCCUAGGCGCAUUUGCGUUUCGGAACGGUGGUAGAUGACCUAAGCAUACGCGAUUCUUUCAACUUGUGAAAGUAUUUCACUGUGAACCCGACCUUACCGUGAACUCAAGGAUCGAGGAAUUGUGCAGUGACUGUUGGUGAUAUUGAAGUGCAGUGAUGAGACCCCCGACGGAAUACGAUGGUGGCGCUCGCGUGCCGGCCGAGGCGGAGGAGCCCGUGGAUGCCCGGGCGCCGGCGAUGAUGAUCUGUGCAAGACUGGCUGGCCGAGCUAUCAUCAGAGUUGUAGGGAGAUGUGAAGAUGCUCAAGAAAAUAGUCAACUUGACUUAUCAGAAUGCCAACUGAUGCAAGUACCUGAUGCAGUAUAUCACCUGAUGCGACACACGGAACUCAAGAGCUGUGAUCUCAGUGGGAAUGUCAUCACAAAAAUUCCACCAAAGUUUGCUGUCAAAUUUAGUUUAAUUACAGAGUUGAACUUAUCAAACAACCAGAUGGCGAGGCUGCCCGAUGAGCUGUGCACCCUCGCGUGUCUCGAGCGGCUAGACAUCUCCCACAACACAUUUGUGGCCCUGCCCGGCAUUGCCUGCCAGUGUCCCAGCUUGCACACCUUACUGGCACAUCACAACCAGAUUAUAGAGGUGGACGUCGAGAGAUUAGAAAGAUCUCGCGCCCUUGAGUAUGUAGACCUCAGUGAUAACCCCAUUCCUCCCCGGACACACGACCAACUGAAGCAACUGUCGCGACCCUCAGUCUCCGUCUCGGAGAGACAAAAAGAAGACUGGGAAGAAGACCUCAUGAUAUAGAAGAACAAGCUAUUUUUACCUAAUCUUUGCAUUCAGGGCCAGUAUAGGAGGACAUUCGGUAUAGCCUUAAACACAAUGGCUGGCCUAAAUGUGAGGCAGUAUGUCAGCCUAACAAUGUUACAAAAAAACUGGUCCUAACUCAGCUGUGAUUUAUCUCUGUGAAUUGAGGACAAUAUCAACACAAGUGUGUAGUGAAUUUGAUGAUUGUGCAAACUGUGAAUAAAUGUUUCACAAUGUGUGCUCAAAAUGCGUACUUAAUAAGCUUAAUGAAAUUAUUACUUUUUAAUGAGGUUCUAUUUUAUCAUUUUAUUGGAUUCAAUAUUACUGAAAGUAUGAAUAGAAUAAAAAUUUAGUAUCAAUUAUAUAAGAAUGACAAUGUUUGGAUGGAUGCUGUUGAUACAUCUCACUCUAUUGAUUACUAGUCCAUCACUUAAGUGCAAUGCUUUUAGAAGUUCCAAUAAGAGGAAUUUAUUAAGAUAGUUAUAAUAUGGGGGCAACAAAUGAGGUAAUUUGGUGUUAUCUUGAUUUUUCUACUUGAAAUGAUACUUAAUGAAAUUCUUGGCGUUAAUUUUUCUGAAUAACUUAAAGCAAAAAUAUUUUGCUUAAUAAUAAAAAAAAUAUUCUUAUUGAUUUAUGAAAAAUAAUGUAAAUUAAGUUUUUACUUGCUAUUUUAUUUUAGUUGCCCAAAAAACACAAAUGUGACUGACGUUCGAGUCGUCGAACAUGACUACUUUUAUAAUCAUAAGUACAUUUCAUAGAAUUUGUAUCACUAAGCGUAGAAAUAAGAUUUUGUGAUGUGUUUUAUAAGAAAAUUUACUUAUGAAAUUGAUUAAAAUUUGAAAACUACAUUUAA